AUGAGCAAGAGGUAUUACAUGUCGCCCCAGGAGCUGGACAGCCUCUGCAGGUACACGACGCCCAUGGGCCGCUGCCCCAAAAACAGAGUCACGUUGAAGAAGGGCGACGACCGUUAUGAGUCUCGCUUCUGCAGUCUUCACUGUUGUAGAAGGGUGGAGGGCAACUCCGCGUGCAAGAACUUGCGAGCCACUAACAAGGGAUUCUGCCAUCAUCAUCUCCUAUGCACGGGCUCGGUCAACGACCAGCGAUGUACCAACUACGUCAAAAACAACGAUCCGAAAGAUUUCCAGUUCUGUUCGCAGUAUCACAACUGCCUCGAGCCGGGCUGCGCCAACGAGCGUAACCACCCCAACGGCCUCGACUACAAAUACUGCCCCGGCCACCGCUGCGACCACAUCGACUGCCCGAACCGCAAGGCCGACCCGUCCCCGUUCUGCGCCUCGCACACGUGCGCGUCACCGGCAUGCCUCGCCCGCUGCCCCGGCGCCUCGGGCGACCCCAACGACCCGUCCCGGUACUGCGACCGCCACAGCAUGUGCGCGACGGCCGGCUGCCGGCGCUUCGCCCAUCUCGACGAGCAGGGGGUGCCCUCGCGCCACUGCGGCGUGCACUUCUGCCGCUUCGAGGGCGGCUGCGACGCCGAGAAGGCGCCCGGUACCGAGGAAGUCUGCGCCGCGCACGUGUGCGAGGAGGCCGGCUGCAUGCGGGCCCGCACCAACCGCACCGAGCGGUCGCGGUACUGCAAGAACCACGAGUGCGACGUGCGCGACUGCUGGAACCGGAACUGGCUGGGCGAGUUCUGUCCCCGGCAUCAGUGUGCGAGGCUCGGCUGCGAGCUGAAGGGCGAGUUUGAGCACUACUGCGCCAGGCACCGCGCCUGCGCGUCGCCUGGGUGCGAUCGGUUUCGGGUGGUGGACGGGGAGAAUGUCAAGGAGAUGUGCGAGGAGCGUAAGUGUGCCCCUUUUGGAAUCAGUCCGAAUACACUCUUGUUCAUCUCUCGACAGCCCCCUAUUCUUUCGGCCCGGUAUCUUCUCCUUUCCCACCUCGAUCUGCUACCGAGAAUACAAUAA
Messenger RNA from Colletotrichum destructivum, 1071 nucleotides. RefSeq lists its product as uncharacterized. The transcript is spliced from 3 exons. The record is from RefSeq and is a predicted model, not a curated record. NCBI's taxonomy places the organism in Eukaryota, Fungi, Ascomycota, Sordariomycetes, Glomerellales, Glomerellaceae. The coding region runs from base 1 to 1071 and encodes 356 amino acids.